AUGAACGUGCUUCCGGUGCUACUGCUGCUGCUAAUGCAGCAGCUAACAGCCGUACCGCUGGCACAAGCGGAUCAAACAGCAAUAGAAACUUCAGCUAGCUCCAAUCCAAGGUCAACGCCACUGCGGACCACUCUCCGGUGCUCGCGCGUGGCGUUACCAAUACGGAUCCAUCCGCCGUACAAGUUGGCACUAGCAUCCACGACAACCACCACAACAACAACCACAACAACAACUCCAAGCACGACAACCACAACCACAUCUCGUCCUAAAAAGCCAACAGUCACAAGCAGCAUGGCGAAACAAAUUGAGGGUGAAAAAUUGGAUAUGACUGCUCUUAACGGUGGCAGCGUUGCACCACACGUCUUGCCCGUGCAUGAGAUGAGCAGCAGCCUGGUGAAUCGUGGCGAAAACGAAUAUAUUGUGCCAAUUGUGACCGUAAUGCUAGCUGUGCCGCUGGCCAUAGCUGUAUUCAUUGUGGGCUAUAGACGCUUCCGUGAUUUGUGGACAACGCGUCAUUACAGGCGCAUGGACUUUCUGGUCGAUGGCAUGUACAAUGAUUGACGAAGGCGCUAUCAGCAGCAGCAGGAGCUCGGCUACAAUGCUGCAACUGGUGGUGGAGGUGCUGGUGGCCGUGCAGGUGAUUUAUCGAUUACUGCCACGCGGCUGCCGUAGCGCAAACGAAUUUGAUAAAACAGCAAAUAAUUGGAAAGAUUAUUAGUUGUUAAGAUAUUAUGAUUAUUAUUACUUGAAUUCAGCAUGCAAUGCAAGAACAGGUGCAGUGAGCGAGAGCCAGAAUGUGAGCGAGCGAGACAGAGAGAGAGAGAGAAAGAGAAAAAAAGAGAAAGAGAUGAAUACGAAGCGCAUGUUGUUGCGGGGCAGCGGCACACGCUAAAUAUAUACACAUAUUGCUCAGUCAAUUAAAACAUUGAGAAUAUUUAUAUAUAUAUACGUGUGUGUGUAUGUUAAGUAAUUUCCAAGAAUAUAUAUACACAUAUGUAUAUACCCAGCGGCCAAAUCGAAUAUGUUGAUAAGAUUCAAGCGAAGCGCAAAACAAAACAAAACAAAAAUUAAAAAGUUAUAAACUAAUUUAAUGAAAAUAUUGCCAGCAUUUGAUU
Molecule: messenger RNA, 1115 nt
Organism: Drosophila hydei
Lineage: Eukaryota; Metazoa; Arthropoda; Insecta; Diptera; Drosophilidae
Product: mucin-5AC
Exons: 3
Coding region: 1-561 (186 amino acids)
Source: RefSeq, a predicted model, not a curated record